GAGUUCAAUUACAAUUAUGAAGAUCCCAACAACAGCAAAAUACAAUUAUGAAGAGUUUUAUUUUACCGAUUAAAACUAAUGAAUCUAAUUAGCGAGGCGCCGAUAGAGUUUUUUUGAAUACGUAUACCGACGCUAAGGCGCGGAUCCGUCAGGCACAGUAGGCUCUAAACUAGCUCACGGCAAACCCUCAUCCUUCGUACAUCGAAAUCAGCGAAGACGAGGAACUUCAACAGGACCAAUACGCAGAGAUGCAAAACAAUGGCGAUCGAGACAACGAAAAUCACUAUGAUGAAGACGAAGAAGUAGAAGAAUUCGAAGAAGAACAAGAGGAAGUAGAAGAAGAAGACGAGGAGGAAGACUUCAUUGAUGCGGAUUAUGCUGCGUACCUUUCAGAACUAUUACCCUCUAGUUUUGGUCACCACGCUGGCGGGAUUUCUGGUGGAACAGAAUCGAGAGAUGGGGCAGAGAAAGGUGGAGAGAAGCGGAGAAGAAUCAGAGGACCGGGAACGUUGUCAUUGGGUGGAAUUGGAAGCGCAGAAGGCUCCCAAGGCAAUGAAUGGAAUCGGAGUGGAAUCGAUGGCCUAUUUUGCCCUAUCUGCUUGGACGCUUGGACCAAUGACGGCGAUCAUCGCAUCUGCUGUCUUCCCUGCGGCCACAUAUACGGCAUGUCUUGCAUAACAAAAUGGCUACAGCGUAGAAAUUCGAGAAAGUGUCCUCAAUGCAACCAGAAAUGCAAGUUGAAGGAUGUUAGGAAACUUUUCGUAUCACAGGUUCUUUCUGUUGAUGAAGAAUCACAAAAGAGGAUUCGGGUACUUGAGGAUAAGUGUGCUUCUCUUGAGGAGAAGGUUGCUGAUCUUUCUAAGAAAGAAGCUGAAUGGCUAAAGCGAGAGGGUGAACUGCAGCAAAAAGUUCAACAGUGUACAGAGCCAUCGAUGGACUCUGCUAAGAUUAUGCAGUCAAUCACAGCUCAGUGCAAUGACAUACUUUAAGUGUUUGGAUGAGCAUUUUACUGGAUUAAUUGAUGGUAUGGGAGCGAAUUUGGAGCACAGAAUUGAUGGUAUUGAAGCGACUUUGGAGCGAUUUGGAUCACCAAAGUCCAGAGGGUGAUGAUCCUCACACUUGAGUUGAUUUCAUUCUCUGGAUAUUUAGCUUAGGGCUUCUUAUUGCUUGUGGUGACUGUAGACUCUAUGGUAGUUUGUCAUUUUGGAUCUUGGGUUUGUAGCUUGAGAGAUAAUGCUACUCUUCUGAUGAAUUUGGUACUCCUUGAUCUUGUGAAUUAGGCUCAUGCUUAUGUUGGUUUAUCUUUGUGGAUGUUUUGAAUGACAACUUCGUUGUUCUGUUAAUCUGUUACUUUCUUAUUGGCUCAGUUUAUCCUUAGCCAUUUGCUUAUGACCUUCACGGAUUGGUGAAGGGGCAUACCAUGACGUCGGCAUUGGGUCUUAAUUCCGGGCAACAGAUUCUUGAGUUGGGAUCUAGGUGGGUUUGUGACCUCGAGGCUCCUUCUUCUCAGGCAUCAGCGUCCAUCAUGUGGCAAUUGGAGGAGGAGUUGACCCUCGGCGGCAGAGGCUGAGCACAUGUUGGAGCCUUUUCAGCUGUCUUGGAAUCAGACUAUGCAACAGAUACAUACUUUUAUCCCUACAUUCACCAUACCUCCUGGCCCAUUUGUACUACCAUCAGCGACACAGCCUGCCUUGUUUGUAACACCACCAGCGACACAGCUUGCCCGUUUCUACCACCACCAGCGACACAAUUGCUCUGGAAAUAUUUCACUGAGGAAUCCAUUUCGUCAAAAUCUAUCUUGACGAGCUUUGCCGGACAAACUUGCCAAUUCGGUUUACUAAUUAGAAAAUGUUGGCAGACAUUUCAAUGUCUCCCAGUUGUUAGUGUAAUUAACCUUAAAAUGUUCUACAUAACCAAUUACAUGCAUUUUCAAGAGAUAUUUAGCCA
This is a messenger RNA of Prunus persica (peach), 1947 nucleotides long. Its product is annotated as E3 ubiquitin-protein ligase RFWD3. The transcript is spliced from 7 exons. Gene Ontology annotation, molecular function: ubiquitin protein ligase activity. Gene Ontology annotation, cellular component: nucleus. The record is from RefSeq and is a predicted model, not a curated record. Gene Ontology annotation, biological process: protein ubiquitination; interstrand cross-link repair. Lineage: Eukaryota; Viridiplantae; Streptophyta; Magnoliopsida; Rosales; Rosaceae. Bases 249 to 989 code for a protein of 246 amino acids.